CACCGUCAAAUAAAUCCGCUUUCCGCCAGCGUGGUUCGCUCCUCGCCACAGCUACAAACCGAGAAAACAAACGAAGCCUCUCUUCUGAGUCCAACACGCCGCCAUUCAAUGGCGGCGGCAGUUUCUGCCGUGGUCGCAUCGUCGUUUUCGGCCACUCCGACGGCUGUCCUCGGAAGCAGGAAGCAGCUUCGAACGGCGACGCAGAGCGGGAAGCCUCCGCGAAAAGUGUGGGCUGUAGGGGAUUUCAGUCACUUCGGGGAAGUGGUUUCGAAGGAUUUUGAGUUCUUAAAGAAAGGAAUCGGGAAGGGAAUUGACUGGGCGAAUGAGGUGUUUCGUAUUCCGCAAGUGACCAGGGCGGUAGAUGAUGUUGUGUGGAUGCGGAAUCUCGAGGAUCCUGCAGCCGCGAAUCUGGAGAAGCAAACUUGGCCUCAGCCUUAUUAUCCAGGACUGACUGGCGUUGACUUACUGAUGGCUGACCUCCAAGCCAUGGUAACCUAUGCCAGUUACUUCUACUACUUGUCCAAGAUUUGGUCCAAACCACUUCCUGAAGUCUAUGACCCGGAAGCUGUUGCCGACUACUUCAAUUGCAGGCCUCAUGUGGUAGCAUUUCGGCUUCUCGAGGUCUUCUCCGCCUUUGCUUCUGCAAGUCUCCGAGUACGAGCUUCGCGGAUUAGAAAGUUUAUAGGGUCAAGUUCAGAUAGUGAUUUCGACAUGAAUGGAAACACUUCGCAGUACAAUUUUGGAUUGCUCUUGAAAGAAUCAAUGCUUAACUUGGGUCCCACUUUUAUAAAAGUUGGCCAGUCUCUUUCCACGAGGCCAGACAUAAUUGGCACCGAGAUUUCCAAGGCUCUUUCUGGGUUGCAUGAUCAAAUACCUCCCUUCCCUAGGACAAUGGCCAUGAAAAUCAUUGAGCAGGAGCUAGGAGCUCCUAUUCAGUCGUCUUUUACCUACCUAUCCGAGGAACCUGUCGCUGCAGCAUCUUUUGGUCAGGUUUAUCGGGGAAAGACUAUUGAUGGUCGUGAUGUAGCUGUGAAGGUUCAACGUCCUAAUCUCCGCCAUGUGGUAGUUCGAGACAUCUACAUACUUCGGAUUGGGUUGGGACUGUUGCAAAAGAUUACGAACAGAAUAAGCCACCUUCCUCUCUAUGCUGAUGAAUUUGGAAAGGGCCUGGUUGGCGAGUUAGAUUACUCUAUUGAAGCUGAGAAUGCAUCCAAGUACCUGGAAGCUCAUUCUUCUUUCACUUUUAUCCACAUUCCGAAGGUUUACCGAGAUUUAAGCCGGAAAAGAGUUCUGACGAUGGAGUGGGUAGUCGGUGAAAGUCCAACUGAUUUACUCUCUGUAGCUACUUCCAAUGCUAAUCACGAAGUUUCAGAAACAGAGAGAAUUGAAGCAAAUAGGAAGUUACUUGAUCUGGUUAGCAAAGGUGUGGAAGCAUGUUUAGUUCAGCUCCUUGAAACAGGUUUACUGCAUGCAGACCCACAUCCAGGAAACUUGCGAUACAUUUCAUCAGGACAAAUAGGGUUUUUGGAUUUUGGUUUAAUUUGCCAAAUGGAGAAGAAGCAUCAGUAUGCCAUGCUGGCAUCAAUAGUAGACAUUGUAAAUGGGGAUUGGGGGUCCCUGGUACGUUCUCUUAUGGACAUGGAUGUUGUUAGGCCAGGAACUAAUGUCCGGCGUGUUACAAUGGAACUGGAAGGUGCUUUAGGAGAGGUGGAAUUCAGAGAUGGAAUUCCUGAUGUCAAGUUCAGUCGAGUUCUUGGCAAAAUAUGGUCUGUUGCCCUCAAGUAUAAUUUCCGGAUGCCUCCAUACUAUACCCUUGUUUUACGUUCUCUUGCAUCUCUGGAGGGUUUGGCCUUAGCUGCAGAUCCAAACUUCAAGACAUUUGAAGCUGCAUAUCCCUAUGUUGUCCGGAAACUACUAACUGAAAAUUCAGCUGACGCCAGGAGGAUUUUGCAUUCGGCGAUUUUAAACAAGAGGAAGGAGUUUCGUUGGGAGAGACUUAAUCUUUUCCUCAGAGUAGCAUCAACUAGGAAAACCUUGAACCGGAUGAUAGCAUCAAAGAGCGAAAGCUCCGCUGACUAUCUGCCGAGUAAGCCCAGUGGUGUUAUUGAAGUGGCGCAAAUGAUCUUGAAACUUUUACCUUCAAAAGAUGGCAUUGUGCUUAGGAGACUUUUAAUGACAGCAGAUGGGGCUUCGUUAAUUCGAGGAAUGGUUUCCAAAGAGGCAACGCCCUUAAGACAGCAACUAUGCAAGGUCAUCGCUGAUGUUAUGCACCAAUGGGUUGUUCAAGCCCUUGGACAACACAUUACUGCACUUAAGUAUUCAAGAUUGACAAGUGGGUCCAGCAAGAAGGACCUGGUGGCUUCAACUUCCAGAUCAUCUGUUUCAGUUGAUGAAUACCAAGCGAUUCUCAGAGAUCCACGACUAAAAGUGAUCUUCCUGAGAAUAAUCAGCUCCACGAGGAAAGAUCCAGCACUGAUGCUUAAGUUCAGCUGGACCUCUUUUAUCAUGGCAGUCACGGCCUCAGCACGCGCCUUCCAUCGGGUUUUGGUCUCUUUAUCUGAAGCUUUUGUUAGCUCUCUGCCUCUUUCUCCCAAGCGGGUGGCAGUCAGUGCUUGAUAUUCUAGUUGGAAAGUCAGGAAAUCCUCUCUAGACUCUGGAGAACGUGCUGCCUGCCUGCUUCCCUCUUCAGUGUGAAAUACUUCCGAACUGAGCAUCAUCAAAGUUGGUAAUCUUUUUCGACCAGCUGCUACUGUGGGAGCUGAUUCUACCAUGGCUGUCGUAGUGUUUAUUUAAGUUGUCCCACUAAAGUAGUCUCGUUCAUCGCUUCCAAGUUGGUUCAGUGAGGAGGCUGUGUAUAAUGUAUGUACAGAAGAACCAUAAGCCGAAUAGGAAGAUGUAGAUAGGGUAGUCCUCCUGAUAUCAAUCAUCUUCACUAUGGUAAAUCAAAAAGGGGGCAUCCUUGAGGUUGAAGAUGAAUGAAGUUGUUACUGGUGUGUAUGUAACAUGCCUACUCUGGUUUGAGGUCUGUUGAUUACUUGAUUCUAUUAGGUGCAACUUGAAAGCAUGCAUUCUGUGAAGGGUGGGCGGUUUUACUUCAUUUCUGCUGGUUUGCUGCCGCCUGCCUUGCCAGUGAAAAUGAGUCAGUUAUCCAAAAGUCGGUCGGUGAUAAAUUGCUACGGCGAUUUGGCUCUCAUUCCAAAAAACGUGUCCUUGGGAUCCAACUCACCCGGGACGCCGUCGGUGGGGAUUGUUAUCAGGAUCUAUGGCGGGAUACAACAGUCAUGUGAAUGAAUGCGUGACGGCCUGUCGGAGUGGCUGAUUUUAAGGCGCGGAAAUGAGAAGCUCAGCGUUUUGCAUGCCGGCCAAGCGACCGUGACUGCCUUGAGGCAGUCCCGUUUUCUUUGGUUUAGCCCGUAAGAUAAUAUUGGAGGUUGUAGCUCAUUUUGCCGUAUCAUUUAG
Linum tenue is the source of this 3459-nucleotide messenger RNA. Lineage: Eukaryota; Viridiplantae; Streptophyta; Magnoliopsida; Malpighiales; Linaceae. The record is from the annotation of a GenBank genome assembly.